AUGUCUGAGAUCCAGCACGCGGCUCCGGACGAACCGGGCCGGUACGACCAGAUCUGUACCCGCGGCAGCAGCUGCUCCUCCCCGCCUGCCGUCCACACCAAGCCGCCCCCCUGCCCGGUGCACCGCAGCCCCCGCAGGAAGUGGCAGGUGUUCCCGGGGCGGAACCGGUUCUACUGCGACGGGAGGAUCAUGAUGGCGAGACAGACCGGGGUGUUCUACCUCACCCUGGUCCUCAUCCUGCUCACCAGCGGCCUCUUCUUCGCCUUCGACUGUCCCUUCCUGGCGACCCACCUGACCCCAGCCAUCCCGGCCGUUGGUGCCGUCCUCUUCGUUUUCGUGAUGGGAAUGCUGUUCAGGGCGAGUUUCAGUGACCCCGGGGUCCUCCCCCGAGCGACGCCGGACGAGGCCGCCGACUUGGAGAGGCAGAUCGACUCAACUGGCUGCUCCAAGCCCCCCCCACGCACCAGAGAGGUCCUGGUCAAAGGUCAGGCGGUCAAGCUGAAGUACUGCUUCACCUGUAAGAUCUUCCGACCUCCUCGAGCGUCUCACUGCAGCCUCUGUGACAACUGUGUGGAGCGCUUCGACCACCACUGCCCCUGGGUGGGAAACUGUGUCGGACGGAGGAACUACCGUUUCUUCUACCUCUUCAUCCUCUCCCUCUCCUUCUUCACCAUCUUCAUCUUUGCCUUCGUCAUCACCCACAUCAUCCUCAGAUCGAACCAAACAGGUUUCCUGAGCGCGCUCAAAGACAGUCCAGCCAGUGUUCUGGAGGUGGUGGUUUGUUUCUUCUCUGUCUGGUCCAUCGUCGGCCUGUCAGGUUUCCACACCUACCUGAUCAGCUCCAACCAGACCACCAACGAGGACAUUAAAGGAACCUGGUCGACCAAGCGGGGGAAGGAGAACUACAAUCCCUACAGCUACGGCAACAUCCUGACAAACUGCUGCGCUGCUCUGUGUGGACCUCUGCCUCCAAGCUUGAUUGACAGGCGGGGGCUGAUCCGGGCAGACACACCACAGACCACCUCCCAGUCCACUGAGACCAGCGGGAGCAGCAACUCCUCCUCCCAGCUCCAUGGUCACAUGUGUGAUCAGGAUCAGUGCAUCCAGAGCACCAAGCUCGUCCUGCAGGCCGCGGCCACGCCGCUGCUCCUCAGCGAGCCGAUUGUUCUGGCCCCCCUCCCAGGGAAGACCACUACACUGGGUGGGCCCUGUCCCUACCUGGUGGCCCCCACGCAGCCAUCCCUGCCGUCCUGUGCAGGAGACGUCCUGACCCUGAGGGACGCUGCCGUUGACUCGCACUGCCACCAUCACCUCCACCUGCACCACCACCAUCAUCACCAUCACUUUGUCAGCCCGGAGGAGACGCCCUGCAGCACGCCUCAGGGCGCCCUGCCAUGCCCUGCCCACAUGCACCUUCAGGUGUUGUACGACCCCGUCACCCAGGACGCCCUGCACGAGGACUCGGUGAGAGGCCUGGUGAAGCUCAGCUCCGUCUGACAUGCUGCUGGGAUAAAUCAGGUCGGAGAAUCAAACUUCCGUAAACAUCACCUUUAAAUUCCUUCCUGGAGUUUUUAUUUGACUUAAAAAUGGCGAAUAAGAAAUCUUUCUUUUCACCUGUAAAUGACAGAACUUAAAUUUCAAACACAUAAAAGUUUCCUUCAGUUUGAGUUAAAAACCAGAAGCUGUUUUAUUAAAGGCUGUAAAGUUAAACUGUCUGAAAUCCAGAAACCAAGGAAUGUUGUUGCGGUUUUACUCACGUGCAGGAACACCUUUACCGUCUGACCAGAGUGUCAGGAAGGGAAACACCAUCUCUGUGCCGGAACCACAGGGCAUCCGCAGAGUUCCCUCCUUUCCUUCCCAAGUCUUUUGAACAGAAAUCCGAUUUCUGACUAGAACUCUUUUAGGUGAGCAGCUGGACUCGGAGCUGCAGCUGCUUCAGGACCAAAGCUGGACUUCAUCUUCCUGAUUGUUUAAACUCUCAUCCUUUGUCUCUCAGAUGAGUCCAUUUUCUGCUAAUAACACAAACUUUGAACCCAGAAUAAGCUACUUCAGUGCCAAACGGACGUCUGUCUCCAGCUGCAGUCGCACCAAAGCAACACUGCCACACAUUCAGCUGCUGUUUUAAUCUGAGGAUCUGAGCAAGAUCCUCUCAACUCCACACAGCUGAUAGUGAGAGGGUGUGUUUACGAUCCAGGUGUGAAUGAAAUCACUGAAAAAAAGCCCUUUCGGUGCUUUUAUUUUGAAGUUUACAUGUUUUAUUCUGUAAUUCUAAAUGGUUUUUAAUCUAAUAUUCGUGCAAUAAAAACUCACUGGAACCUCUUGGAGCUGAAAGAACAUGAACUUUUUUUAAUUGUAGAUUAAACUAAAAUAAAUCAAGUUAAUUCCCUUCAGCCUUUACACUUUAAAGGUUUUAUCUGCAGGUAGUUCCACAUUUAAAAAAUGCUGAUCUGAUUGGUCGUUGUAACUUUGUGUGUGAAAUGAAAAAAAAAUUGCCUUUAAUAAAGUUUUAUGUGCAGAAAACU
Messenger RNA from Nothobranchius furzeri (turquoise killifish), 2522 nucleotides. RefSeq names its product palmitoyltransferase ZDHHC14. Gene Ontology annotation, cellular component: endoplasmic reticulum; Golgi apparatus. Gene Ontology annotation, molecular function: protein-cysteine S-palmitoyltransferase activity. Lineage: Eukaryota; Metazoa; Chordata; Actinopteri; Cyprinodontiformes; Nothobranchiidae. Gene Ontology annotation, biological process: peptidyl-L-cysteine S-palmitoylation; protein targeting to membrane. The record is from RefSeq and is a predicted model, not a curated record.